Molecule: messenger RNA, 9584 nt
Organism: Zeugodacus cucurbitae (melon fly)
Lineage: Eukaryota; Metazoa; Arthropoda; Insecta; Diptera; Tephritidae
Gene: Ptp99A
Product: tyrosine-protein phosphatase 99A
Exons: 12
Coding region: 1161-6071 (1636 amino acids)
Biological process (GO): protein dephosphorylation
Molecular function (GO): protein tyrosine phosphatase activity; protein binding
Source: RefSeq, a predicted model, not a curated record
UCGCCGCAUCACUGGACUAUGGUCGCCGCUGCACAGUGUAUCUCGUGCACAACACAUUCGCCGCUGAGCGACUCGCUAAGUGCCUCACAAAUGCUGCGCAGCGCAUACAUAGAAUACGAAAACGAGGAAGCGAAAGAGAAUUCGUGCUUGUUCUUUUUUUCGGUAGUUUGGUACAAUUGUAAAGUGAAGUGAAGAAUCGUGUAUGGAGGACUGGAUUGUGUGUAUAAAGUUAUAGAGUGGAUGAAUACUUCCCAAAGGCGUUUUUCGCAUUGUGUGCACGAAAUUCGAGUGAAACAAGGAAAAGCAAGCAAUUUGGACGAAUGUGAAAAGUUAAAUUUAUAAUUAAUUCGGAGAUAAAGUGCAGAAAAAGUACGAAAAAAGUGCCGAAAAGUGUCUAAAUUUGCAGUGAAAAGUGAAGUUUUGUGAAUUGUGUUGUUGUUGCUGGGCUCGUGUGUAUAGAGACCCAAGCAGCAGGAGGUGCAUACAGUCAACUUUUUUUCAACGAUUCUCAUACGCUUAAUCAGCCGCCCUGCAACCAACCAGCAAUUUAAGGAAGCUGUCACAGAGAGACUCAUACACGCACACACACACGCGCACAGCAACCGAUACAGAAGGCCUGUAUGCGCUACACCAACGCUGCUGUCAUUGUUGUUGGUAUAUUGUUGUAAGAGUGUGGCACUUUGGAAUUAAAGUGUACACAUUAGAAGACAAAGGCGAAAAGAAUUUCAUUAAAAUUAAACACUCGCGAUUUAUGUGAAUAAAAGCUGCCUAAAAUGAGCAUGUGAAAAUUAGCUGUGACCAGCAAUAACGGUAUAAACGAAACAAAAGCCAAUACAAAUGUUGCAAGCAAAAAGCCGGCAAUAAACAUUUACAUAUUUACAUAUAAGUAAUUACAAUAAACAGACAGUAAAUUUUAUAGAGUGUGAUUCGUAGAAAUCAAACUCAAGUGAACUGCUCAAGUGCAAAAUGAUACGCUACUAAAAAGCGCGACGAAUUCAACAAGUGCUUACAACGAGCACGCAAGCACAAAUAAACACCCACACAACCUGCAACAAAGGCACCGCUUCAAGCGCCCACCUAACAUACAGCAACGACACCUUAAACUCACACCAACAAACCAACCAGCAGUCAACCAGCCAUCAGCAAUUAAACAUUUCAACAUGCCACGCCCACGCUAUGCUGCACGCCUACGCCUACUACUCAAUUUGUUGCUCUUCGCCGCCAUUAUCGGCGAACAUCGCGGCGCUGCUGCUGCAGGCGUUGCCAUCGACCCAGAACUUUCAUCGCCAUCACCAUUCACCAUUGCACCGACCGCUUCGCUGCCAACAGCAGCACCAACAUCAUUAACACCAACCACAACAACACCUAAUUCAGUGCCAAAUGCCAGCAUUGCUGGAGGUGGCGGCGCCAAGUUUGCCAAUGACGAUGGCAGCACAACGACCGCCAGCAAUAUUUUGGAUGUGAACGCUUAUGCGGUGAAUGGCGUCAUCUUGGACACCAAUAAUGUGAUCGCCGCUGUUGCCGAUGAUGAUGAUAGCGAUACCGUUGAGACUGAUUAUCAGCUUCCAGCUGUUGCGCCCACCUCACCCGCUUCCGUGGAGCAGCAGGACCAACCACUUGUGCCACCCACCACGCUGUCAUUUGCCAAUAUUGCGCCCGCCAGCGGUUUGGAUAGCGAUUUGUAUAACAGCGGUGGUGGUAUUGCUGUUGGUGGUGGCGGCGGCAGCAUUACCGGCUUCGACCUAGGCGAUUUGGAUAGCAAGACGGCGACCACGUCAGGUGAUGCCACACCGCCGUAUGCAGCUGUGGAUGAGAAAUACGUGCCAAGUAAACCAUUGAAUUUAACUGUUUUAAAUGUAACAUCAACCAGCAUCACUAUGUCAUGGUAUCCACCGAAAAAUCAAAAUGGCGCCAUUGCCGGCUAUCAUGUAUUUCAUAUACACGAUAAUCAGACUGGUGUGGAAAUUAUGAAGAACUCACGCAACUCACAGGACUCUCUCAUCAUUUUUGAGCUACCAAAUUUGAAGCCAUACACCGAUUACCGUGUCAUUGUCCAGGCGUUCACGAUGAAAAACGAAGGCAACCCCUCCGAUCAGAUUGUGCAGCGCACCGAUGUCGCCGGACCGAGUCCACCGUAUGUGGUUAACCUGACGUGUCACUCGCAGGACGCCAUCGCCAUACGCUGGCGGCGACCGCACGAAUUUUACAACACCAUCGAUUUUUAUAUAAUUAAAACGCGUGUGGUGGGCCAGGACAAUCAUCGCGACAUACGCAUCAAUGCGUCGGCAAAGGAGUUGGAAACAGCGAUGAUACUACAAAAUAUAACAACACAUACGGAAUAUGAAGUCAGAGUUGCAGCUGCAACGCUAAGCAUAAUAAAUCCAAAGAAAAUCGUACUGGGCAAAUAUUCCGAACCCAGGAAGAUUUCCCUACAUCCCAAUUGUGAAAAGAUUCAAUCUCAGCUACGUCAAUCGCAUAAUGACUAUAAUCUCGCUGUGCUCGUUGGCAUCAUAUUCAGCUGCUUUGGUAUUGUGCUCAUCGUAAUGGCAUUCUUCUUGUGGAGCAGGAAAUGCUUUCAUGCCGCCUACUAUUACUUGGACGACCCGCCACACCAUCCCAACUUGCCGCAAGUCGAUUGGGAGGCACCCGUCGAGGUGGCUGGUGAAAUACGCGCCGCUGUACCGGUCAACGAAUUCGCCAAACAUGUGGCCUCGCUGCAUGCCGAUGGCGAUAUCGGCUUUAGUCGUGAAUACGAAGCCAUACAAAACGAAUCGAUUGAAGACUUACCCUGCGAACAUUCCCAGCAUCCAGAGAAUAAGCGCAAAAAUCGCUAUCUCAAUAUCACUGCCUACGAUCACAGCCGCGUACACCUGCAUCCCACACCCGGACAGAAGAAGAAUCUUGACUACAUUAAUGCCAAUUUCAUUGAUGGCUAUCAGAAGUCGCGCGCCUUCAUCGGCACGCAGGGUCCACUGCCAGACACGUUCGACUGCUUCUGGCGCAUGAUUUGGGAGCAGCGUGUGUCCAUCAUUGUGAUGAUCACGAAUUUGGUGGAGCGCGGACGUCGGAAAUGCGACAUGUACUGGCCGAAGGAUGGUGUCGAGACCUAUGGCGUUAUACAGGUGAAAAUGGUCGAUGAGGAGGUUAUGUCCACCUACACAGUGCGCACGCUGCAAAUCAAGCAUUUGAAGGUUAAACAGUUAAAGAAGAAGAAGCAAUGCAAUGCGGAGAAAAUCGUCUAUCAGUAUCACUACACAAAUUGGCCCGAUCACGGCACACCCGAUCAUCCACUGCCAGUGUUGGACUUUGUGAAGAAAUCCUCUGCUGCAAAUCCCGACGAUGCGGGUCCCAUUGUGGUGCACUGCAGCGCCGGUGUUGGUCGUACGGGCACCUACAUCGUCUUGGACGCCAUGCUUAAGCAAAUCCAACAGAAAUUAGUCGUAAACGUAUUCGGUUUCCUGCGACACAUACGCAUACAGCGUAAUUUCCUCGUACAAACCGAGGAGCAGUAUAUAUUCAUACACGAUGCGCUCGUCGAGGCGAUCGCCUCGGGCGAAACGAAUUUGCGUACGGAGCAAAUUGAAGAACUGAAGAACUGCACACCCUAUCUGGAGCAGCAGUACAAAAAUAUUAUACAAUUCCAAACGAAAGACAUACACAUUGCAUCUGCGAUGAAGCAGGUGAAUUCGGUGAAGAAUCGUGGUGCCAUAUUCCCCAUUGAGAGUAGUCGUGUCCAUCUGACGCCCAAACCGGGUGAGGAGGGUAGCGACUAUAUAAAUGCGUCGUGGCUGCAUGGUUUUCGGCGUUUACGCGAUUUCAUUGUCACACAACAUCCGAUGUCGCAUACCAUGAAGGAUUUCUGGCAAAUGGUGUGGGACCACAAUGCGCAGACCAUUGUGCUGCUGUCCUCGUUGGAUGAGAUUAACUUCGCACAAUUUUGGCCAGAUGACACGCAACCCAUCGAAAGCGAUUACUAUCGCGUCAAAUUUCUACGUAAAACGAACAAAAGCGAUUAUGUUAGUCGUGAUUUUGUCCUACAAUCGAUACAGGAUGAUUACGAGCUAAAUGUAAAGAUGCUGCACUGUCCCAGUUGGCCGGAGAUGUCAAAUCCGAAGAGUAUUUACGAUUUCAUUGUUGAUGUACACGAACGUUGCGCCGAUUAUCGCAAUGGACCAAUUGUCGUAGUAGAUAGAUAUGGCGGCGCCCAAGCGUGCACCUUCUGCGCCAUCUCGUCCCUGGCGAUGGAGAUGGAAUACUGCAGCACGGCGAGCAUCUACCAGUACGCCAAGCUCUAUCACAACAAGCGGCCGGGCGUUUGGACCUCCAGCGAGGAUAUACGUCUCAUCUACAAUAUAUUGUCGUUUUUGCCACGCAAUCUGCAAUUGCUCGAACGCACAGCGUUGCGCACCGAAUUCGAGGAUGUGACAACGGCCACGCCGGAUCUCUACAGUAAAAUCUGUAGCAAUGGUAAUAUAAAUGCCCAGCAAAAUUGCAAUAAUUUGGUCUAUCAUAAUAAUAGUAGUAGCGUAAAUCAUAGUAAUAGUAUUAGUAAUACAAAUGUGCUAAAUGCAAAUGCCAUUGCAAAUGCUUGUAAUAAUACCAACAACACCACAAACAAUUUGCAUACAAAUUAUACAAUAAACACUAUAACAACAACAACAACGACUGCAACAGCUACUACACCGACAACAACUGCUGAUACUAGUGGUGGCACAUUGACAGCACCACAAACGCUGACACCCAAUACGAGCGCAAAUAAUUUACAAUAUCAACAACACCAACAACAACCACCUCAUUAUGCAUCACAACACAUGCAGCAGUCGCAAUCACCAAUAACAACAACCACCAACACAUCUGCACCAAUUCAAUAUACACCUUCACCACCAACAAAUCAAAUAAACUCACAGACACCACCACCAACAACAACAACACUACCAUCACCAUCAACACCAUCAUCAUCAGCAUCAGCAACAACAUCACCAGUAGCACCACUAACAUCAAACGCUGUGAACAAUAAUUGUACGCCUAUGUUUACAACAACAACACCGGAUUUGACAAAUAUGACGACCAACAACAGCAACAGCAACAUCAUCAACACUAACACUUGUAAUGCUAAUCUAAUUGGUAAUGCUAAUUAUAAUGAAAAUUUCGCUAAUACUAAUACUACUACUAAUGCCUACACUACUACCAACACCAACACCAAUACUAACCAACAUACUACAACAACAAAACCUUAUUGUAUAUCCUCCAAUACCAACACCAAUACCAACAACACAACCACAACCAAUACCGAUUCCGUUUCCACAAAUCAUUUUACAACAAAUACAACAACACCCACUUCCAUUGCUGCUAUUUCCACUAAUGGUGAACGGUUUUCUCUUGUAAAUAAUUUGCAAUCACAACAACAACCACAACAUCAAUAUGAACCAACUCAUCUGCACCAACAUCAACAUAAUCAACAACAACAACAACUAUCGUCUUUAACGGACGCUGUUGCGGAACUACAAUUGUAUGGCGCGAAUGGCAAUCCAAUCGUGACAACAACCAAUGGCAUCGAUUGUUAUACAUCGCUACCGCCACCGCCACCCGCUUUCGAUAAUGAUCCUGUUGUGGCUCUACAACAACAACAACACCUGCAUCAACAACUGCAACAACAACAACACAAUUUGGAUCCACUAAAUUCGAAUGCUGAUGUGAAUUCAACAACAUCAACACCCUGCUCGGAUGACACAAUUGAUGGUCUAACUCCGUUAUUACCCCCGCCACCGCCACAAUAUCCCAACGCCUAUGCGAAUAACACUUGCAACAUGGCUGAUGUUAACUCCUUAACAACACCGUUAACAAAAUCCUCAUCCAACACUUCUUUAACUUCGUCAAAUGCCACGUCUAAUUACACUGGUAAUGGUUAUGGUAAUGGUAAUGGGAAUAAUAUUGAAACCAUUUUGCAUGGUAAUGGUAAUGGUAACGGUUUAUUAAAUGCUAAUAAUACUAAUACAACACAAUUGACAAAUCUAACAACAACUAAAGCAGCGACUGUUACAGAUGCUCAAAGUUUAGAUAUUGUAGGUUAGAAUUACAAAAAAAAAAUAAAAAAUUAAAAAUAUAAAUAUAAAUAUAAAUAUAUAUGUAUAAAUAUAUUAAAUUAAAAUUACAUAUAAAUAUUAGUAGCCACUAAGUUUUAGGCAGUAAGGCAACAGUGAAAUUUAUAAAUAGACUAACAAAUUAUUUUUAUGCAAAUUAAAUGAAAUAAAAAAUAUAAGUUAAAAAGCAAAAACAACAAAGAAAUGUGAAAAACAAAUGCUCGCGAAACCGUUAGGCAUCACUGUAAAUUUUUCCAACGAAACUGGCAGUCAACUGCUGCUUAAAUAACAGUACAUAAUGUUGUGCUGCGCAUGCGCAAUAUUGUUGCGUAAGCGAAAAGUAAAAUAUUUAUUUUUAAAUAAUCAUAUUUUUAAGUAAUUACUGUUUACAGUUAAGCUAUAAAUUUUGUAACUUUUGCUUUAAAAUAUUUGAACGCUAUAUUUAUUACAAUUUAAUUAACUUACUAUCAUAUAUUUAUGUAAAAAAAAAAAAUAAAAAUUUAGUUGCAAUAAUUUAUUAUGUGCGCAUUAGGGUUGUCCUCAAAAGUUUGUCGCAAACUUUUAUAUACUUUCGCCAUAAAUAAAUGGUUAAAAAAAUUAUUGAAAAAGCAAACAAAACCACACUUUAUAAACGUAUUUAUAUUAUAUUAAAUAUAUUGUUUAAUUGUUUCAUAUAUUAUAAGCCAAUAAUGUGUAGAAACUAAGUUUUGUCGCGUACAUUGUAUUACAAAUGGUUUUUAACCCAUCUGUUUCGUACACACACCCAGUCUUAGUCUUAUGAGCGUAUGUAUACCGAGCAAAAUACAAAAGAGAAAUUAUUGAAAAACAAAUUAAUAUAAUUAUAUUUAAUUAUCAGCAUCACAAGCGUGCAAACGCCCACAAUUGUAUAGUCAUAAUUCACAAACAAACAAAAAAAGCAAAAAACAAAAACAAAAUCCAUCUCAUAUGUUAAAUAAAGAAUAAAACAAAAAAAUAUAUACUUAUAUGCAAAGUAAAGCAUGAAAUAUCAUACAACUUUAAAUGCAUGCACUUUAUUGAUUUCUGCGUGUUUAGUACUCGUAAGUAACCACCAAAUGCAUAUACAUACUCGUAUGUUGCAUUGUUUAACUGUUGUGUGUUUCUAAGUAAAUUUCUGCGACUUCGCACGACGCUUUCGUGAACUUUCUACAAAAACUUAUGUGUAUAAUAUUUAAAAAUGCAAAAAUAUUGCUGGCAGAUGCACGAUUUGGUUCGAAGCAGCAUAAAACAAAUAUUGGUAAAUGUUGCUAGCAACACGUUGCACAAUAAAAUUUAGCAAAAUUUUAUUUUAUUAAUUUAUUUUAAAAUUUUGGCGAUAGUGACAUCAUUUUUCGUGUUACUGGCUUUCUGCAACAUGUUGCAGCAUAAUGUUGCGCAACAUUUACAAUUAUAAUACAUUAAAAAUGCACAAAUGCAUUAGUUUUUUAUUGUUUUUGGCGCAAUUUUAAGAAAGUUGUAACUUUUUUGGAGUUGUAUACAUUAACUUCGCUAACAUGUUGCAGCAUAAUGUUGCGCAACAUUUAAAAUUUCAAUACAUUAAAUAUAUGAAAUUGCUUUCGUUAUUUAUUGUUUUUGGAGUUAUUUAAUGAAAGUUAUAACUUUUUUGGAGUUGUAUACAUAAAUUUCGCUAAAAAGUGGGGUUGCAAAAUGUUGCGCAACAUUGUUUAUAAGCUGUUUGAGGUAUUUGAAAGGAUUUUUUUCGUAAAAACAAAUAUCAAAAUCGUAUUUAAUGCAAAUGCUUAGAUUUUUUUACUCUUUAUUUCAAAAAUAUACUGUAAAAAACUGCUAUCUAUACAUGUUGCUGCAGCGAAAUGUUGCUCAAUAAUUUUUUUACGACUUUUGAACGAAUUUCAUAUUUUUUAAACAUCACAUACGCUUACACGGAAUUAAUAAUUAAUUUGAAAAAAUUAGUUAAAUGUUGCUCAACAUUGUUGCCAGCAUUUUUCUAUAUCGUUGCGGAUACUAUUUGACCCUUUCUUGCUAAAACCGACAGUAGUAGCUUUCGAACACAAUAUUGCAAGUCAUUGGUUUUUAAUUUUCUGCUGUAAAAUUUAGCAAGGAGUGCAAAUUAGACACAAUGUUGUCGAAAAAUGUUGCCAAACAUUUCUAACCGAUUUUUUAAGCGCUCAAUGUGUUUUAAUACUAGAAAAUGUUGUCUCAUUCAAUAAUUAUUUUACUUUUGAUAAUUUUUAAUCAAUAUUUGAUUUUAGUUAAUUUUAUUUAAUUUUUUUGUAAUAAUUUUUUUUUUUGAAAAAAAUAAUAUUUUAAUAUUUUUUUGUUUAAUUUUUUUAUUGUUAUUUUUUCAUUUUUUAAUAAAAAAUUUAAAUUUUAUUAAAGAAAUUCUAUUUACAAAUUGUUCUAGUUUUUUAGAAAUUGCCAGCAAUAAAAAUUUAUUACAACAACAAAAUAAAUAUAUAUUUAUUUUCACAUGGAUCUUUACAUGUCGAAAGGUUAUUAUUUUGCACAUAAAAAAAAAUAAAAAUAAAUACUACUUUGCACAACAAAAUUUAAAUUAAAUGUCAAACUACUGAGUGUCCUUGUCUUGUUUCUCAUUUGUGUAUAUUCGUCCGUCCUCAUACUUUUCCUUUCAGCACAAAGGCAUAUUUAUGAACAUAAAACAAAAAACAAAAAAUGAAAAAUUCAAAAGUAGUGUUACCGAUUGCACAAAAAAGUCACGCAAAACUAGCAAAUACAAAAAGAAAAAGAAAUUUAGAACGAAAAUAAAACUAGUUGAUAAACACUGUAAACAUACAUACAUAUAUUUAGUAUAUAAGUAAAUUAUUUAUAAAGAGAGCGAAGACGGAAUAUUGUGUACAAUUGUAAAUUUGACCACUGUAAACUAGCAAACUACUAAGCAAAUUAAACAUUUAAGCAUAAAUAUAUAUGUAUAUGUAUGUGAACACACACACACAAUUACACAACUGAAGAAAUUUACUAUUUAAUUAAUAAAUAAAUAUUAACAGUUAGUUUAAACAUUAAUUAAAUGUGUAUGUAUGUAUUGAGUAAGUGUAGUGCGCAAAAUAUAGUAUAGUGUAUAAUGAAGCGUUGAAAUAUGGUAUAAUGAUAAUGAUAAAUGAGCGAUUGCAUUUUUGUAGUUUUGCACAAGAGAAAUAAAUAAACACCGUAAAAAAGUAAAAAAAAAAUAAUUAAUAAAAAAAAAUAUUUAAAUAGUAAUUGCACGAGUAAAAAAUAUGAAAAUUAAACAUAAAUUUAUUCAAUUUUAGGUAAGCAAGCAAUCACACGCGUGAUUGCUAAUUGUAGUUGCACAUAUACAUAUAUAGACAACACUGCAUAGAAUAGAAAUGCAAAUCAUCACUAACUGUAAAUACAUACAUACAUUCAUACUAUAGCUGUAAACAGAACUUAGUUAUAUUUGCGUGUAAUAACCGUAAACGAAGUGAAACGAAAUGUGUGAAUUCAAUUUAAAUGAACGAAUUUGUAAAAAGUUAAAACUAAAAAUAAACUUAAAACAUUUAAUGCAAUUAA